Messenger RNA from Colletotrichum higginsianum IMI 349063, 369 nucleotides. RefSeq lists its product as uncharacterized. Bases 1 to 369 code for a protein of 122 amino acids. The record is from RefSeq and is a predicted model, not a curated record. Lineage: Eukaryota; Fungi; Ascomycota; Sordariomycetes; Glomerellales; Glomerellaceae. The transcript has 3 exons.
AUGUUCGCCCCCUUAGUCACAGGCCGCAACCCUCGCUUUCAUCAGUGUCACCCUGAUCAGCAGCGCAUCCUCGAACACAAGGCGACGAGCGAAAGCUUCCAGGCUUCAGCAAGGACCACGGCACUCUACGUCGUGUACAUCGACAUCGCGAGGCUUGACCUCCGUCCCAAUGUUCACUCGACCCUUGCUCGCCUAAACGCGUCCACAAGCUCGCCCGGAACGAAGGAGGAGAGGGGCGACGAGAAGGUCCCCGAGGUCCAUCUUCAAGAUCCCCAUCACGCGAAGGGGGCCACGGCGAUGGAGACCAUCGCAGCUUACGAGAACUACAACCUGGUGAAGCCCAUGGGCCUCGACCGCAUGAUGCUUUAA